AUGGGUCAAAGCAACGUGCUCAAGGGAUAUACGUUUGGCCCAACGAUAGGUGAGGGAGCUUUCUCUAAAGUCAGACUGGCCACCGCACAAAAUGGCUCCAAAGUUGCCAUCAAAAUAGUGAACUACAAAAGUGCUCCUCAAGACUUUGUCAAAAAGUUUUUACCCAGGGAACUGGCCACUCUGAAAAUCGUGAGACAUGACAAUAUCAUCCGUGUGCAUGAACUGCUGGAGCUCCGCAACAGAUGGGUAUGCAUUGUGAUGGAGAGGGCAACAACGGACCUCCUACGAAAGAUCAAAGAAGUCAGAAGAAUCCCAGUGGACAAGUCCAGAGACAUAUUCGCCCAGAUCGUCAGUGCUGUGACGUACCUGCACCAAAAUAAUAUUGCCCAUCGAGACCUCAAGUGUGAGAACGUGCUGCUGAUGAAGAAUGACCAGGUGAAAAUUGCAGACUUUGGGUUUGCGAGGACAGCAGUGGGAUUCCCUGAACUGAGUGAAACCUUCUGUGGCUCUGCUGCAUACACCCCACCAGAGGUAUUGCUUUGCACCCCAUAUGACCCGAAAAAAUUUGAUGUUUGGAGCACUGGGGUCAUCCUCUUUAUCAUGGUCACGGGGAACAUGCCUUUCGAUGACACCAACAUUGCCCAGUUACCACACAUCCAAAAGAGGCCUCUGGCGUUUCCAGAUGGGGUGGAGCUGGCGGUGUCCUGUCGGACCUUCAUCUCUUUCUUGCUGAACUUCAGCCCUUUUCUAAGACCCAGCAUCGAGCAGGUGGUUCAACACUCCUGGCUGGAAAAGGACAGUGACAACAUCGCUCAAUAA
Messenger RNA from Myripristis murdjan (pinecone soldierfish), 819 nucleotides. It is a transcript of the gene tssk6, whose product is annotated as testis-specific serine kinase 6. The transcript has a single exon. Gene Ontology annotation, cellular component: cytoplasm. The coding region runs from base 1 to 819 and encodes 272 amino acids. Gene Ontology annotation, molecular function: tau-protein kinase activity; ATP binding. NCBI's taxonomy places the organism in Eukaryota, Metazoa, Chordata, Actinopteri, Holocentriformes, Holocentridae. The record is from RefSeq and is a predicted model, not a curated record. Gene Ontology annotation, biological process: microtubule cytoskeleton organization; protein phosphorylation; intracellular signal transduction.